This is a messenger RNA of Ostertagia ostertagi, 198 nucleotides long. NCBI's taxonomy places the organism in Eukaryota, Metazoa, Nematoda, Chromadorea, Rhabditida, Trichostrongylidae. The record is from the annotation of a GenBank genome assembly.
AUGCACGAAGAGAGAACGACCAUGCCGUUCCAUCACAACAAAGUCUACACUGUUGAAUUCGUAGCGAGUUACGGACGAGUUGAGGUGCUACUCAAUGGAGCUAAGUUCUACGACUUUGCUGAGCGUAUACCGUUUUCCGAAGUCAAGAAAGUUGAAAUUGACGGAGACGUGCACGUUCACUCGGCCCAGUUUUUCUAA